AUGCACACUCAUAUUGACGAGCCUAGCGAUACAUCCACGCGGAGCUCUCCGAUAUCCUCGACCCCCUCCUCUCAAGCCGAUCUGGAUAAUAUGCUCACCUCGGCAUGCAUGUGGGGUGACUGUGCAGACCGAUUCAACGGUCCUCUGGAUCUCGCAGAGCACGUCAACGUCGCACACUUGCCUGGCAAGACGCACUACGAUCCCCCUGCAAUGGCGUGCCAAUGGAAGGAUUGUAGCGUCUAUCCGACGCCCUAUUCGAUGCCUGGCCCUUCAUCGGGUGACUUUGACACUUUCUUUGGAUUGCUGUCUUCGCAUCUGCUCCACGACCAUUUGGGGCUGGGCUAUGUCCCCGAAUGCGGCGAGCACCACCACCACUCGAAAAGCUCUGUCGAGGAGACUGCGCCAGCCCCGACGGCUGCCGUGGCAGAACAUGUCUGCCGAUGGGCAUUGUGCGGGGAAUCAUUUACUUCUUCUGAUGACCUCACACAACAUCUGGCAAAUGCCCACGUCGGUUCUGGAAAGAUGGCGUAUGAUUGCUUUUGGGGGGACUGUAGUCGACACGGAGACAACGGUUUCACAAGCAAGCAGAAGCUCAGUCGUCAUCUCCAGUCGCACACCAAGCACCGCCCGUUCCAAUGCCAGAUUUGCAUGCAGCACUUUUCUGAGGCUGCUACGCUGCAACAACACAUGAGAAGACAUACAUUGGAGAGCGAGUGA
This is a messenger RNA of Mycena citricolor, 717 nucleotides long. The record is from the annotation of a GenBank genome assembly. NCBI's taxonomy places the organism in Eukaryota, Fungi, Basidiomycota, Agaricomycetes, Agaricales, Mycenaceae.